AUGCGCGCGCGCUGGGGCCGGCGGAGCGUCCAGCGCGGAGGCUCGGGGCUGCCCGGCGCCCACUUGGCGCUGCUGGCCGCCAGCCUGCUGUCCACCGUCGUGGCCAUCUACGUUUGCUUGAAGCAGCUGCCGCCUCUGCCCUGGGCCUCCCCUGGCCCGCCGCGGCCGGUGAACGUGCUGCUGUGGUGGGAACCCUUUAGGGGCCGACACCACUCUGGCAGGCCGCCCCCCGACUGCCAGCGGCGCUUCAACAUCAGCGGCUGCGUCUUGCACACGGAUCGCGCGGCCUACGGGGAGGCCCAGGCGGUGCUCUUCCACCACCGAGACCUGGUGAAGGGACCCCCGGACUGGCCCCCGCCCUGGGGCGUCCAGAUGCCCCCGGCGGAGGAGCAGAAAGUGCUGGUGAUGGACGAGAGGCAAGCGGCUGAGGCCAAAGCCCUGGCCGCCUUGGGCCCCCGGCCCCCGGGCCAGCGCUGGGUGUGGAUGAACUUCGAGUCGCCCUCCCACUCCCCGGGGUUGCAGGGUCUGGCAGGUAACAUCUUCAACUGGACGCUCUCCUACAGGGCCGACUCGGACAUCUUCGUGCCUUACGGCUACCUCUACCCCAGGACCCAUCCCAGCGAGCAGCCCCCGGGGCUGGUCCCCCCGCUGGCCCGGAAGCAUGGCCUGGUGGCCUGGGUGGUGAGCAACUGGGACGAGCGCCAGGCGCGCGUGCGCUACUACCGCCAGCUGAGUCAGUUCGUGCCCGUGGACGUGUUCGGCAAGGCCGGGCCCGGGCAGCCGCUCCCCAGCGCGGAGCUAGUGCACACGGUGGCCCGCUACAAGUUCUACCUGGCCUUCGAGAACUCACAGCACCUGGAUUAUAUCACCGAGAAGCUCUGGCGCAACGCCUUCCUGGCCGGGGCUGUGCCGAUCGUGCUGGGCCCCAACCGCACCAAUUACGAGCGCUUUGUGCCCUCCUAUGCCUUCAUCCACGUGGACGACUUCCCUUCUGCGUCCUCCCUGGCCGCCCACCUGCAGUUCUUGGACCGCAACCCGACCGCCUAUCGCAGCUACUUCAGGUGGCGCCGGAGCCAUGCCGUGCACGUCACCUCCUUCUGGGAUGAGCCCUGGUGCCUGGCCUGCCAGGCUGUGCAGAAGGCUGGGGACCAACGCAAGAGCGUCCCCAACUUGGCUGGCUGGUUUCAACAGUGA
Molecule: messenger RNA, 1194 nt
Organism: Rangifer tarandus platyrhynchus (Svalbard reindeer)
Lineage: Eukaryota; Metazoa; Chordata; Mammalia; Artiodactyla; Cervidae
Source: the annotation of a GenBank genome assembly